Anastrepha ludens (Mexican fruit fly) is the source of this 3558-nucleotide messenger RNA. RefSeq lists its product as uncharacterized. Lineage: Eukaryota; Metazoa; Arthropoda; Insecta; Diptera; Tephritidae. The coding region runs from base 1 to 3558 and encodes 1185 amino acids. Gene Ontology annotation, molecular function: nucleic acid binding; zinc ion binding. The record is from RefSeq and is a predicted model, not a curated record. The transcript has a single exon.
AUGCAAGGGGAAGAUAUAGAUCGAGCAGCCUUUCUAAGACUGAAAACCAAGGCUAUUUUCAACAGAUUGGAGCGCUUAAUCAAAGAGUUGGCCUCAGACAAGCUGCACAGUAUGGACGAGUACAGUAUUUCGGCAACGCUAGAAUCUCUGGUCGAAUUGAAAUCCAACUUUUCUGUCGCACAUACAAGCUUAGAGGAAUUAGAUUUUGACUCCAUAGCCAGCGAUUUGCCAAGCCACUUCGAUGCUGCUCUAAUCAACCUUAGGGCUAGCUUGCAACGCGAGAUAGGUAAACGUAGUACCUCUCAACAUUGCUCCACGUUCAGGAUGAACUCCAGUGAAGCCCAAUUAAUCGUCGUGAACGCCAAUAGUUCACGUCUACCAUUACUAACGCUGCCUAAAUUUUGUGGGGCCUACACUGAGUGGACAAAUUUCUAUUCGCUGUUCACGUCAAUUAUCGACAAGGACAGCGACCUCACAAACAUCGACAAACUACAACAUUUGUGUUCCUGUUUGAGUGGCGCUGCCCUCGAAACCGUGCGGUCACUGGAAAUAAGCAAUGAUAAUUAUAAAACUGCUUUAGAACUUUUGCAGAAGCGUUUCGAUAACAAACGUCUUAUAUUUCAGGCACACGUCAGGGAGAUAUUUGGGCUGAGCAAGGUGGAUUCAAACGUAGGCAUGCUCCGAAAGCUGACAGUCAAGGUCACUUCACACAUUCGUGCAUUACAGUCGCUCGCAUCUAACGAGAAAAUUGCAGACUGCAUCAUCGUACAAAUGAUUCUCCAGAAACUUGACAAAACGACGCAGGCCAAAUGGGAGGAAACCUCUUCGAUCAGCGAGCUGCCAUCCUGGGAUCAAUUGACUGCAUUCUUGGAAAGGCGCUGCCGAAUGCUUGAGAAUGUUGAGCAUGCUGUUCAAGCACAGACUGGUCAGGCGUUAAGGCAUAGCAAAAACGACAGUAUUAGUCAAAGGAAAACGUUUGUCGCCUCCAAAGGCUCAACACGUGUUUGUGUAUUUUGUGGAGCACCCGAGCAUGCAAUUUAUAGUUGUCAACUUUUCGCAAAUUUAGAUCCGAACUCGCGCCUGGGGGAAGUUAAGAAGCUUGCACUUUGUCUUAACUGCCUCAAGGCUGGCCAUCAAAUGCGGGACUGCAAAUCCGGAUCGUGCCGCACCUGCCAGUCGAAACACCACACGCUCCUGCAUUUUAACCGCUCAACUGCUUCGUUAACCGAUAGUCAAGCCGAUGCUUCAUCGGUGGCCACAAUUCGAUCCAGUGCUAUGACUGCAUCGAUAUCUGCUUCGCUUAAUGCCCCCGUGUCUCCUUCUGAUGCUGUGCUCCUAGCUACUGCCGUCAUUCUUGUAAAAAAUUGUGCUGGAAUCUUCGUGUCCUGUCGCGCUCUUUUAGAUUCUGGUUCCCAGUUGCACUUCGUCACAACUCGCUUCGCAAAUCAACUUCAGCUAUUCAAAACAAAAGCUUCUGCUACAGUCUCUGGAAUUGGAGAUGCCAACUUCCCAACGGAAGGUUACUCACUCGAUCUCGUACUUAAGUCGCGGACUUCAGAUUUUUCAACAAGCAUCACUGCCCUUGUUGUGAAAACCAUCACCGACAAUCAGCCUGGCUGCUCCGUGAGCACCAACGAGUGGAAUGUUCCGUCGAAUAUACCACUAGCCGAUCCUGGGUUCAACUUACCUCAGCGUAUUGAUCUGCUCAUCGGAGCAGGACUGUUCUUCGAUCUACUUUGUGUGGGUCAGAUACGCUUAGGAUCUGGUUUACCACUACUUCAGAAAACUCGUCUCGGAUGGGUGCUAUCUGGAGGUGGGCAACAAACUCCAAACCUGUCAUCAUUCGUCGUGAGGCAGAAAUCCUCCAGUGGUCUCAUUCCCAGCACUCGGCUGGACUAUUUAGUACGUCGGUUUUGGGAGAUCGAGCACAUUUUCGAACCGAUCUCUAAGGCCUCCCAAGAAGAUCUUGACUGCGAAGCCCACUUCCAGGGAAAUUAUUUUCGAUUGCCAUCAGGUGAAUACUCUGUUCGUCUGCCCAUAAAACGCAGCAUGGAUGCCCUAGGAGACUCCUAUUUACAAGCUCGUCAACGCUUUCAAGGUCUGGAACGAAAAUUCGCCCGUAACCCUGAUCUAAAGGCAGAAUACAGUAAGUUUAUUAAGGAAUAUCUGGACCUCAACCACAUGUCGCUGGUUUCCAACGAGGUUGUACAACAAUGCAAGUACUUCCUGCCACAUCAUUGCGUUAUCAAGGAUGACAGUAGUACAACAAAAUUGAGGGUGGAUUUUGAUGGAUCUGCAACCACUACCUCAGGUUUUUCGUUAAAUGACCUACUCAUGGUAGGCCCAACUAUUCAACCGAAGCUUUUUCAUAUUCUCAUUAGAUUUCGUACUUUUCCUAUAGCACUUACUGCAGACAUCUGUAAGAUGUAUAGGUGUGUUCGCGUCACUCCACCGGACAACAUGCUCCAAUGUAUUUUGUGGCGAGAAUCUCCACAAGAAGACUUUCGCAUCUAUAAGCUCGACACGGUGACGUAUGGAACUAAGCCUGCAGCGUUUCUAGCCAUCCGAGCCAUGCACCAACUCGCAGCAGACGAAUCCGCGACUUAUCCCAUUGGAGCAGAAGCGGUACUUCGGGACUUCUAUGUAGAUGACCUGAUAACUGGAGGCGAUUCAAUGGCAGAAGUACUCAACAUUAAACUGCAAACAACUAGCCUUCUUACCCGAGGAAGCUUCAAGUUACGCAAAUGGUGCUCUAAUAGUCCUGAGAUCCUUCGUGAUAUUCCUGACGUAGACAAGGAGAAGUUUCUUAAGUUUGACGAUGGCAGUGACAUCACCAAAGCACUGGGGCUUGUGGACCCGCACAAGGACAAAUUGCUAUUUUCAUUUGUACCACAAAGAGAACUCGGAAAAAACUCCAAACGCUCUGCGUUGUCUACACUAGCUCGAUGUUACGAUCCCCUUGGACUAAUGGGGCCCACGCUGACCAAGGCGAAGAUUCUUCUUCAACGAAUGUGGAGAGAUAAGCUCGAGUGGGAUGAGAGUCUGCCACAAUCGUUAGACACUGCUUGGUCUGCUUUUUGCACUGGAUUUGCAGACAUGCAGUAUCUAUCAUUUCCUCGUUACGUUUUUCAGUCUGAAGCCAUUAGAGAAAUCCAUGCAUUUUGCGAUGCAAGCCUUGAAGCUUAUGGGACUUGUGUUUACACGCGAUCAACCAAGGACAACAACAUACAAGUUCACCUAUUAUGUUCAAAGGCCCGUGUCUCUCCACUAAAGACCGUCACCAUACCCAAGCUGGAACUCUGUGCAGCAACAUUGCUCGCACAGCUAAUGGAUUCCUCCACCGUCCUUUCGUGGCUGCGAGAAGAACCGUCAAGGUUUAACGUUUUUGUCGCCAAUCGGGUUUCCACCAUACAUCAACUGACAGAGGGCAUGCAAUGGCACUAUGUUCCUACAGCAAUGAACCCGGCUGACAUUUUAUCGAAGGGAGCUACACCCCGGGAACUUCUAGGAUCGAAACUUUGGAUGCACGGCCCACCCUUUUUGCUAAUAGGACUAUGA